Lodderomyces margitis is the source of this 1878-nucleotide messenger RNA. RefSeq names its product rRNA (cytosine-C5-)-methyltransferase. Gene Ontology annotation, biological process: maturation of LSU-rRNA; rRNA base methylation. NCBI's taxonomy places the organism in Eukaryota, Fungi, Ascomycota, Pichiomycetes, Serinales, Debaryomycetaceae. The transcript has a single exon. Gene Ontology annotation, molecular function: rRNA (cytosine-C5-)-methyltransferase activity; RNA binding. Bases 1 to 1878 code for a protein of 625 amino acids. Gene Ontology annotation, cellular component: nucleolus. The record is from RefSeq and is a predicted model, not a curated record.
AUGGGGAGAAGAGCAAAAAACAAGCAAGGGUUACCACCUACAUACGACGAGUUCCAAGCACUGAAGGAGAAAAAAGAGCUGAAAAAGAGAAAAGUUCACGACGAUGCUUCAACAUCUUCUCAUAAAAAGCCAAAAUCGAGUUCAAAAGAAAGGACUGUAGAAAAGUUAAAGACAUCAAGUCAGCCCCAGAAGAAAUCAAAGCGUGCAAAUACAAAGGAAGAGUCUGUUUCUGAAGAAGAUGAGUUGCCAGAAGUUGAUUUGGAGGAGUUGGCAUCCGCAAGGAAAUCUUUAUUUGAUGAGUCUAAUGACGAAGAACUGGAACCUGACUACAACGAGGAUGAACUCAAUGAUGAAUUUGAGGAUGGAGAUUUGGAACAAGUGGGAUCAGAUGAAGAAGACCGAGUAAAGCACAUGUUUUCCGAUGAUGAAGACGAUGAACAAGAUUUAGAAGACUUGAAUGCGGAAAAUAUGGAAGCAUACUCUAAGCAACUUGAUGACGAGGAUGAACUCGAAGCUGAGGAAGCAGAAAAGGAGUUGCUCGAAGAAGGAACAGUUCAGCCUCGGGCUAAGGUUUUGCCAACUGAAGCCGAGGAAGAAGAAAUGGCCCAGGGCCCACAGGAUGUGACCAUGGUGAGAACAAGAAUGCUUGAAAUUGUAAAAGUGUUGGAUAACUUCAAGACGUUGGCUGAGGAAGGGAAAUCGAGAACGGAUUACGUGACAAGAUUAGUCAAGGAUAUUUGUGAAUAUUUCGGCUACUCUGAAUUUUUAGCCGACAAAUUGUUCAACUUGUUUUCACCUUCAGAAGCUAUUGAAUUUUUCGAAGCCAAUGAAACAGCAAGACCAAUAACGAUAAGAACAAAUACUCUUAAGACUAGAAGAAGAGAUCUAGCCCAGAACUUAGUCAAUCGUGGUGUUAAUUUGCAACCUAUUGGUUCGUGGACAAAAGUAGGAUUACAGAUUUUUGAUUCGCAAGUGCCAAUUGGUGCCACUCCGGAAUAUUUGGCUGGACAGUACAUUCUUCAAGCAGCAUCUUCUUUUUUACCAGUGAUUGCAUUAGACCCGCAAGAGAACGAACGUGUAUUGGAUAUGGCUGCAGCACCAGGAGGGAAAACUACAUAUAUCUCAGCAUUGAUGAAGAACACAGGAUGUGUAUUCGCCAAUGAUGCAAACAAGGCAAGAACAAAGUCUUUAAUUGCAAACAUACAUCGUCUAGGAUGUAAGAAUACUAUUGUGUGUAACUACGAUGCAAGGGAGUUUCCCAAGGUCAUCGGGGGUUUUGAUAGGAUACUAUUAGAUGCACCUUGUUCUGGUACGGGUGUUAUAGCGAAAGAUGAGAGUGUCAAAGUCAGCAGAACCGAAAAAGAUUUUAUGCAAAUCCCACAUUUACAAAAGCAAUUGUUAUUGUCUGCCAUUGAUUCUGUGGAUGCCAAUUCAUCUACAGGUGGUGUCAUUGUUUACUCCACUUGUUCUGUUGCAGUAGAAGAAAACGAAGCAGUUGUUGAUUAUGCAUUGAGAAAGAGACCUAAUGUCAAGUUGGUCGAAACUGGUUUGGCUAUUGGUAAAGAAGGGUUCACGUCCUAUCGCGGAAAGCAUUUUAACCCAAAGUUGAGUUUGACUAGAAGGUACUAUCCUCACAUCUACAAUGUCGAUGGGUUCUAUGUGGCAAAAUUUAAAAAGAUUGCAUCUUCACCACACGACGUCUCCAAGGCAGGUGCAAAGGAAAAGGAGAAUGCAGCAAGGGCUGAAGCAGAAGAAGAAGGUAUUAUUCAUGAAGAUUUUGCCAACUUUGACGAAAAAGAAGACGCGGCUCUUAUCGAAAAAUCAAAGAAGCACAGUUUGAGAAAAAAGGGUAUCAACCCAAAUGCUAAAAAGGCGUAA